Molecule: messenger RNA, 1869 nt
Organism: Penicillium vulpinum
Lineage: Eukaryota; Fungi; Ascomycota; Eurotiomycetes; Eurotiales; Aspergillaceae
Product: putative ubiquitin C-terminal hydrolase
Exons: 1
Coding region: 1-1869 (622 amino acids)
Biological process (GO): protein deubiquitination
Cellular component (GO): cytosol; nucleus
Molecular function (GO): cysteine-type endopeptidase activity; cysteine-type deubiquitinase activity
Source: RefSeq, a predicted model, not a curated record
AUGCAAGAAAAGCCGACAACAGUCGCCGCCUAUGCGGCUGGGGCUUCGCUCGCUGCCGUUGCCCUGUUCUACGUCUUCGGGCCGAACUACACAAUCGACGGAGAUGAGUCAAACGACAGCAAUCGCAAGAAGAGCAUCGUGGGUCUGUCCAACCCGGCCAAUGAUUGCUUUAUCAAUUCGGUGCUACAGGCAUUAGCCGGGUUGGGGGAUCUGCGGGUCUACCUGAUCCACGAGCUGCACCGGCGCGAACUGGAUGGACCAGAAAUAUACCACACACUGCCGAGCGAGGAUGAAAUUUCGCCGGCACGGUCGGACAAGUUGCGGGAAUUGCAACAGGGGAUAAUCACGCGGGCAUUAAAGGAUAUGUUGAACAGGUUAAACGAGCGCCCUAUCUAUAAGAAAACGAUCUCAGCCCGCGACUUCAUCCAGGCUCUGGAAUACGCAUUCCGCACGCGCAUCAGCCGCAAUCAGCAGGAUGCGCAGGAAUUCUUGCAGAUUGUUCUGGAACGACUCUGCGAUGAGUACCAUGCUGGUGUGCGCGCACGUCAACGAGCACUGGAUGCCGUUGGUGCAACUGCUUCCAGCACGACAGGCGAAGAGGGCAGACCCCAAGAAAGCUCGUCCGAGGUGGAGGUGCGGAUCGAUGAUGGAUCGGCCAAUGGACUGCCCGCCAUCAUCGACACGAAACUGAAGCAAAUCGACAAGGAGUCUGGGUUCCCCUUUGAAGGCAAAAUGGAGUCGCAGAUUGAGUGCCAGUUCUGCCAUUACCAAUACAAGCCGAAUCAGACGGCUUUCGUCAAUUUGACACUACAGGUACCGCAGAAGAGCUCCACUACGCUCAACUCUUGCUUCGACGGCCUCCUCAAGACUGAAUAUAUCGAGGAUUUCCGCUGCGAUCGAUGCCGCCUGCAGCAUGCUGUGGAUGUGAAGACCACCGAGCUAGCACGUGCUCGAACACAAGGUGAUCGAGAUCGGUUGAGCCAGGAGAUUUCGCGCAUUCGCGAGGCUCUGGAGACAGAUCCUGAGGCCGAGCUGGAGGGUAUCGUAUUCCCUCCGCCAGAGACUGCCCCCAAGCGCAGGAUUGCACGGCAUAUGCGCAUCACGGCGUUUCCAAAGGUCAUCGCUAUCCACUUGUCGCGGUCAAUCUUCGAUCAGAGUAGCUCGAGCAAGAAUGCUGCUAAAGUCUCGUUCCCGGAGCGGCUCCCCUUGGGAAGCAUCUUAAGCCAGAAGUGGUACAAGCUGCUUGCGAUUGUCUGCCACAAAGGUAGCCACCAUAGCGGACACUACGAGUCCUUCCGACGGAAUCACAUCUACCCGCCAUUUUCGACCCCCGAGGUCUUCAGCUCCUAUGCACAGAGUCGCAGCGCUAGUCAGAACACCUCCGCGGCGCCUAGUCCCCGGAUUGUACCACGUAGUAGCCCGGAUGUCAACGGCGAUGGAAGCAUUUCGAGAGCAGGCUCGUCAGCUUCGCUGUCUCCAGCCUCGGCCUCAACUUCAGCGGUCCAACUCACUCCUCCUCAGCAGCGGCCUACAACUUCUGGCUCACGUCGUUCUUUCCAGAGCAACACGUCUCAUUCUUCCAAACUGACGUUAUCCCCAGUGUCGGAUAGCAGCAGCCCGACGACGGACCAGGAUCGGUGGAAUCCGUCUGCCCCGCGAUCCUCUCGCGGCACACCCGGCUCUUCCCAGGAUAUCCCCACGGGGGUCAGUUCGCGGCUUCGGCGCCGUCGCAAACCGAACGAUCGCUGGUGGCGCAUCUCCGACGAGAAAAUCAAGGAAUGUAAGACCUCGGACGUGCUAGGCAUGCAGAGAGAGGUCUACCUCUUGUUCUACGAGUUGGAGAAGCCCGAUACUGAGGGGCAUAGAUAG